Chrysoperla carnea is the source of this 1573-nucleotide messenger RNA. RefSeq names its product elongation factor Tu, mitochondrial (gene mEFTu2). Gene Ontology annotation, cellular component: mitochondrion. The transcript has 5 exons. Gene Ontology annotation, biological process: mitochondrial translational elongation. Lineage: Eukaryota; Metazoa; Arthropoda; Insecta; Neuroptera; Chrysopidae. Gene Ontology annotation, molecular function: GTP binding; translation elongation factor activity; GTPase activity. Bases 89 to 1510 code for a protein of 473 amino acids. The record is from RefSeq and is a predicted model, not a curated record.
GGCUUGACUAUAAUAUAUUUGUCAAACGCUAGAGGGUAACGUAAUAGCUAGAAACGUGAUUUAAUUUAUAUAAAAACAAAAUAAAAUAAUGAAUAGUUCAAUAAGAAAUCGUUUAUUAAAUCAAUGUCGAAAUUUUAUGUUUCGACAAAAAGCUGAAAAUGUACAAAUGUCAGUUGCCAUGCCAUUUAAAAUGCGGUUAUCUCAAUUUCAUAAACUACACAGAGGAUAUUCCUCUUCUGAAACUUGUAAACAUGCGGGAAAUUUAAAUUUUAUUCGACAUUUAGCAAAUAAAGCUGUAGAUAAUUCCAAUCAUUGUAAUAUAGGUACAAUAGGACAUGUGGAUCAUGGUAAAACAACGCUCACAGCUGCAAUUACAAAAAUUCUUUCGAGAGAUGGCCUAAGUAAUUUUGUAUCGUAUGAUGAAAUUGAUAAAGCACCCGAAGAAAAAGCCAGAGGGAUAACGAUAAAUGCUGCUCACAUUGGAUAUCGCACAUCAAAACGCCAUUAUGCUCAUACAGAUUGUCCUGGCCAUGCAGACUACGUAAAAAAUAUGAUCUCUGGUGCAUCACAAAUGGAUGGUGCAAUAUUAGUUGUAGCAGCUACCGAUGGACAAAUGCCUCAAACUAGAGAACAUUUACUGUUAGCCAAACAAGUGGGAAUUGAAAAAAUUGUUGUUUUUGUAAAUAAAGCAGAUCAAGUGGACAAUGAAGUUCUUGAAUUAGUUGAAAUCGAAAUCCGUGAACUUCUCUCUGAUUUUGGAUUCGAUGGUGUCGCUACGCCUUUUAUUUAUGGUUCAGCUUUAUUAGCUUUAAAUGGAGAUAAUUCUGAUAUUGGAGAAAAAUCAAUCAGAAAAUUGUUGAAUGUUAUUGAUGAAUAUAUCCCAACACCGACUAGGGAUUUAAAAUCACCUUUUAUGUUACCAAUUGAUAAUGCCUUUACAAUACCUGGUCGUGGCACAGUUAUUAUUGGAACUUUGAAACGAGGAAUUAUUAAACGUAAUGACGAAUGUGAACUUUUAGGAUUUGAUGAACAAAUUAAAACUUCAGUUUCUGAUGUUCAAGUGUUUAAGAAAUCAGUACCAGAGGCAGUCGCAGGUGAUAAUAUUGGCGUUUUAAUUCGGAGUAUUAAAAGACAAGUCGUACAGAGAGGUAUGAUUUUAUGUGCAGCGGGAUCUGAACGUACAAGUAAUCAUUUUGUAGCAAAAGUAUAUUUCUUAACUCGUGGAGAAGGUGGAAGAUCAAAACCUAUUACGAAUAAAUAUAUUCAACAACUAUUUAGUCACACAUGGAACAUACUCUGUCGAGUAGAUCUCAGCCCCGAAAUGAAAAUGUUGAUGCCUGGUGAGCAUGGAGAAGUAUAUGUUACACUUUUAAAGAAAAUGGUCAUGUCAAAUGGACAACCAUUUACAAUUCGUGAAAAUAAUGUUACCGUUGCAACAGGUAUUAUUACACAGACUUUAGAUAGCGUAAAUAUUUCAACAAAUUUAGCGAAAGUACAUUUACCGUAUUGAAAGAUUUCAUCGUGAUGGGGAUUUUCGUGCGCACUUUGUUCGUAUGUAUAAUGAAUAUUGGAA